Molecule: messenger RNA, 3000 nt
Organism: Eriocheir sinensis (Chinese mitten crab)
Lineage: Eukaryota; Metazoa; Arthropoda; Malacostraca; Decapoda; Varunidae
Product: uridine diphosphate glucose pyrophosphatase NUDT14-like
Exons: 5
Coding region: 607-1275 (222 amino acids)
Biological process (GO): ribose phosphate metabolic process; nucleoside phosphate metabolic process
Molecular function (GO): UDP-sugar diphosphatase activity; metal ion binding
Source: RefSeq, a predicted model, not a curated record
GAAAGGUCAAUACCACCGGCUCAGAAAACAUCAUCUGAGUAAACAAAAACAGGAAUUUCCAACACCAAGAAGAAGAAGAAGAACAGGAAUUUCCAUCUCUUUAGCCCCAUAAAACACCCAAGAAGAAGAUCUCUUUUGAUAUAACGGAGAAGUAUCUACCACUGACGGGGCUCUGGAGGUCGUGGUCCCACAGCCCAACUAGCCCCAUAAAACACUCCAAAAGAAGAUGAGGGCAUAAAACACUUAAGAAGAAGGAUAAAAAAAGAAAGCAACACCACACAGAACAGAACAGACCAGAAUGAAACACUGAAGAAGGAUAAAAAAGAAGACAACACCAUACAUAACAAAACACUACACAACACAACAGACCAGAAUGAAACACUGAAGAGGGAUAAAAAAGAAGACAACACCACAAACCAGAACACUACACAACACAGAACAGACCAGAACAGCAGGACACAACACAACAGAAUACCAGAACACCACAGCACAGCAGGAGGAGGGGGAGGACCUAAGAAGCGAUACAAAGCGUUACAGGUCAAAAGAAGAAGGACAACAGAACAACACUACGUAGAACAGCAAAACAGAACAACACAGCACAGCAGGAUGGACGUUAUAGAGGGCGUGAGCGUGGGCCCCAUGACCCCUGAGUCCCAGUUCGUGCGGCCCCUCAGGAUGUACUACAAGCAGAACAAGGUGGACAAGGUGUGGGACUUGGUGAGUCUGCACGACAGCGUCUGCGUCAUCCUCUUCAACACAGACCGCCAGAAGGUGGUCCUCGUCAGGCAGUUCAGGCCAGCCGUGUACUACAAUGGGGUAUCGGUGGAGGAGCGGCAGGCAUUAGGCGGCUGCGUGGACACCGCCAAACACCCUGGGAAGGACGGCCUGACGCUGGAGCUGUGUGCCGGCAUCGUGGACAAGCAGCUGAGCCUGGCAGAGGUGGCACAACUCGAGGCCCUUGAGGAGUGUGGCUACAAUGUCCCCGUCGAGAAGUUUGAGCACGUGAAGACCUGCAGGGCCGGGGUAGGAGUGUCGGGUGACCGCAUGACAAUGUUCUAUGCGGAGGUGACGGAUGCGAUGAAGGAGUCGGAAGGAGGUGGCUUGGAGGCGGAGGGCGAGAUGAUCGAGGUGGUGGAGAUGGGGCUGCCGGAGGUGAAGGAGUUCCUCGCCGCCCCAGAGGUCACCGCCCCAUCUGGCCUCCUCUUCGGGCUCACCUGGUUCCUCUACAACAAGGCCCCCGGCGUCUCCACCUCCACCACCACCACCAACACCUAGCCUGUCACCACCACCACCGAUACUAACACCAUCAACACCACUGCCACCUAGUCAAUUGAACCUCUGUCACCACCAGUAGUUAGGAGGGCUGGUUUAGUGCCCCUCACACCUAGCUCACCACCACCAUCACCACUCUUCCUCUUCUUCUUCUUCUUCUUCUUCUUCUCCUUCGUUUAUAAGUCCAUAUUUAUUUAUCUUUUUUUUUUUACAAGGGCAACAAAGAGUGCAGAAAAAAAAAGCCUGCUACUCACUGCUCCCACAACAGAGAAAAGUAAAGGGUGGCUAUAAGAGAAAUGCAUCAGUCUCCCAUUACAAUUCCCCAAGGCCACAGGGAAGAUUAACCGGGUUUUCAUGGGUGUCUUUUCCAUUCAGGGCGCAGAAGUCAGGUAAAACUAUCACCAGCAUCACAAAACAGUCCGUGAAAAACUCAGCAGCAACUUCUGCGAGAGGCUUUUCAAACUGGCAAAGUGGAGCGCCGAGAUGUCUCAAAAUCCGAGGUUUAGUCUAUCUUCUAUUCUUGGGGUCAGACUUGCGAUUUCUCCUUCUCCAUCUUACUCGACCUAGUGCUAAUCCUUCCUCUAUUUCUAACACUUUUCUAACACUUCUAAGGGCCACUUUUACAGUCCAAUACAGGAAGUUUGUUAGCUCCCCAACCAAACUCAAAAUACAACAAAAAUUCCCUGUAACUCGAGAGGAGGGAAUUUUAGGAAACUACAACACGGGAAACCUCUUUAUUAGUACCUGGUAUUGAGAGGCUUUUUGAAUGGGUGAAGUGGGGCGCAGAGAUGUCUCAAAAUACGAAGUUUAGUCUAGCUCCUAUUCUUGGGGUCGGACUUGUGAUUUUUCCUUCUCCAUCUUGCUCAACCCAGCGCUAAUCCUUCCUCUAUUCUGAACACCUCUAAGUCUUGUUGCACCACCAUUACUAUUUCAAAACUCACCACUAUCACCACUAUAUCAUUACUCACCACCACCACUAGGCCAACAUUCCUCUCACUACUAUAGUCAGGCCAUUUUAGCGAGUCCGUUGAGGCGUUGCAUUGGCUUCCCUGAGUCCUUUCCUCCCCUCUGCUCUGCCACACAGUCCCAACACCUAUCACUUUCUCUCAUAUGCUAGCUAUGGGUAAGAUAUGAGGGGAAAAAAUAGGUGUUGGGGCUGUGUGGCAGAGCAGAGGGGAGGAAAGGACCUGCGAAAAUCAAUGUCUUAAUGGUCUCCUUCAUAUGGUUUGACUAUACUAUGUCUACCUCCUUGUAUGUGAAAGAGAGAACGAAGUGUGACCAUGAGCUUGUGUAAGGAAUAAAUGUGGAAUCUGCGAGUGGAUGUAAGAGCGACGCAAGUGGAGACAGGUGUGUGUGGAAGCCUUAAAGUUGUGAUAUAUUUAAGUGACGAUGUAAAGAAGUGCGCCAAUGAUGGAAGUGAGAGAAAAAGGUCCAUAUUCUCAGACACUUUCGUUCGAUUAGUCGGGUUCUCAUGAGUAGUUUUUCACGUUCAUGGUGCAGAAGCCUUGUCAAACUAUCACUACACUCAUGAAACUACUAACACAACAACCUCUGCCAAAGCCUUAACAACUGUCGGUGUGCAGAAUCCUUGUCAAACUACCACCAGGCUCAUAAAACUACCCCUCAUGGAAAUACAAACACCACAUCUACCAAAGCCUUAUCAAAUGUGGGUAUGUAAAAGACACCAAACUAUCACUAGGCUCAUAAAUCUACUCAUGGAAAUACUAA